ACCGACCACGUGUUCACGUCCACGUCUGAAAAAAGUUUACGCUCCGGCUGCUCACGUCAGCACGAAAAGGUAAAAGACACCGAAACAGCGAGAGAGAGAGAGAGAGCUGAAAGAUAAAAGAGAAAAAGAGAAGCUCCCAGUACUCUUCUCUCAAAACUGACCAUUUUCUGAUUCUUCGGUUGCUCUUGGCCUUUACCUCUUCAUUUUCUAGAGAAACAAACACAGGUCAAGUUUGAAUGUUUAGCAUAUGAAGAGUGAUGGUAUUUUGAGGUUCAUAGCUACUGGAAAAGAAUGAAAUGGAGAAAAUAUGUGAGUUCUGCACGGCUUUUAGGCCAGUUGUAUACUGCAAGGCCGAUGCAGCACAUCUUUGCCUCUCAUGUGAUGCAAAGGUUCAUUCAGCAAAUGCACUUUCCAACAGACAUCUGCGAACUCUUCUAUGUGAUGCCUGCAGAUAUCGCCCAUCUUGUGUGCGGUGUUUGGAUCAUCAGAUGUUUCUGUGUCGUAGCUGUGACCGCAGCCUGCAUGGUCUCUCUUCCCAACAUCGGAAACGGGCUGUCAGUAGCUACAUGGGAUGCCCAUCUGCUAAAGAUUUUGCAGCACUAUGGGGUUUUGAAUUGAAUGAACUGGACAACAACACUAUUCAGAAUCAUUCUAUCCCCAGUUUACAUGGUUCCUUGAAUCCAAGUGCCACGGAUUUAACUUUCACAGGGCAGUUUUGUUCACAAGGCGGCUCUUCACAUGCAUCUUCAGUGAUUUGUUCAACCUCAGCCUCUAGCGAAGAAUUUGGUGUGGGAUCAAACAGUCAACAAAGUGAGGUGGGCAAAAAUGAAAAGUCUUCAUCGUAUGAUCAGAAUUCACAACUUUCCCAGGAUCCUGGUACUGAUCUCCAGCAAGUCUCCAAUCCACUUCAGGAGCUAAAGCUGGAUCCCGUGCCAUCACCAUUUACUCAACUGGAGAAUUUAUCGUCUACUUCAACCGUUGGGGUUAGCUUGGGUGGAGAAUCCUUUUGGCAAUGGAAAAGUCCAACUCAGUGUGGUCAGUUAUGGCCCCAUAAUAUGUUAGACCUUGGUGUUUGUGAAGACAUUGUUCACCAUGAUUACUUCAAUAUACCUGAUGUUGAUCUGACAUUCCGGAACUUCGAGGAACUCUUUGGAGCUGAUCAAGAUCCAGUCAGAGCAUUGCUUGAUGAAAAAAAUCAGUCAUGCUCCUCUGUAGAGAAGGAUAUUUCCAUUGAUAAAUCAGACAAUGCAAAUGCAAAAGCAAUGGAGGAUGCCUCCGUGCCUUCACCAGCCUACAUCAUUCCAUCUGCUAUGAUGGCGAAAAAUGGUUGUCCUUCUAACCAAAUUCAUGACUUUGCUGGAAGUGUGGAUCCUCUUCGUACAAUUAGAUCAUCUUAUUCGACUAUGUCCUUCGCUAUGUCAAGGUUUAGUGCAGAAAGCACUGGUACUGAAUGUCUUGAUAGCGGAUUUUCCCCGAUUACAAGAGAGGAAGUUUCAUGUUACUCACCUGGAAUAGAGUGUGCAGAUCUGGAAGCUAGAGAAAAUGUUAUGAUGAGGUACAAAGAGAAGAAAAAAGCCAGACUGUAAGUUUCAGAAUUUUCUAUUAAGCCAAGUCUAUUAAAGUAUGUUGAUUUUUUUUUUUUUCAAAAUAUGUGCCCUAAAUUUGGUGGAUUCUGUUAAGUGCUGUAGUUUUUCUACAUUUGUGCUCUGCCUGCUCGCAUACACAUGUCAUGUGAAGAUGGGUCUUACCAUAUCAACCAAUUAUGAUGACAUACUAGUUUAUAUAUCUAUUGACAAUACCAUAUAGUUUCGAGCUAGAAUCUAAUAAAUUCACUAUUACAGUUGCUAGAACCAAUUAUGUGACUGUUUCAUGUUCACUAUGUAAUGCUAUACAUUCCCCUCCUCUGAACAAAUGAUUUCUAGAUUUUGUGAGUACGUGAUGUGUGUGACUUUGACUAAACAAGUCAUGUUGACAGAGUUUUGCCUAAACAAGAUUUAUUUUUUAAACACUGAUUCUCUGAGUCACCAAAAUGGACCGGCAUUCUUAACCUAGCAUUACAUAUGUACUGCAGUUACUGCAGUGUGAUUUAAUAUUAAAGUAAUCUGCCAAAAUUGUAACAGGAGGUAUGCCUGAGGUGACUGCAUUAACUACUGCUAA
This is a messenger RNA of Carica papaya (papaya), 2157 nucleotides long. The record is from RefSeq and is a predicted model, not a curated record. NCBI's taxonomy places the organism in Eukaryota, Viridiplantae, Streptophyta, Magnoliopsida, Brassicales, Caricaceae.